Molecule: messenger RNA, 11931 nt
Organism: Plasmodium reichenowi
Lineage: Eukaryota; Apicomplexa; Aconoidasida; Haemosporida; Plasmodiidae
Exons: 2
Coding region: 1-11931 (3976 amino acids)
Source: RefSeq, a predicted model, not a curated record
AUGAAUAUUAAUCUAAUUAAAAAACAUGAUGAUGUUUCUCAAACGAAUUAUCGUUCCAAUAAUAAAUUAUUAACAGAUAAAAGGAAUGAUCUUCAUUUAAGAAGAAGAAAAGAAGAGUCGUCUAUUUCUACAUUUAUUAAAAAGAACAUAACAAAUGUAAAACAUACAAAAGAUAGACAUGUAUUUAAUAAUAAACCAACAAAGACAAAGUUUCCAGAAGAUAAGAUAAAUAAUUAUAUGCGUAAACCAAAUAUCAUUAAUGUAAAUAGGAAAAAAUGUUGUGAUGAUAUUAUGAACAAAGGAAAUUCUUCUUCUUCUUCUUCUUGCUCUUUUCAAGAUAGAAGAAAUAAUAUAAAGGAUAUUAAAAAGGAUAUAGGAAUUGAUCAAAGUAAUAAUAUAAAAAAUGAUAAAGUUACUUGUAUAAAACAUAAUAUUAAUUUAAAGGAACUCCUAAAUUUAAAUUUAUUUGAAGAAACAAAAUUAAUAAAUGAUGAUCAAAAAGAAAAUCUUUCUCAUAUGAUAAAAGAAGGUGAUAAAGUAAGAAAUGUGAAAGACCAAACGAAUAAAUGUAAUAAUAUUGAUAUUAAUAAAAAUAAUUAUCAUGCUGAAACGAUUUAUAUUGUUGAUGAACAAGAGAAGAAAGCAGGUUGUGUUCUUAAUAAUAACUCUGAUAUUGUAUUGUCAUAUUCAAAUAAAAAAAAGGAAGAAAAUUUUUUAAAAAAUAAUUAUAAAAAAAAUGAAUCUCUUAAUAUAAACCAUAAUAAAAGAGAUGACACAAAUGUGUGUCUUGUUAUCAAAGGGUUAACAUCUAAAAAAAAAAAUAAUUACAAUAAUAAUAAUAAUAAUAAUAAUAAUUACAAUAACAAUAAUAAUUACAAUAAUAAUAAUGAUAGUAAUAUAUAUAAAGAAAUAAAAAACAACUCUCAACAUAUACAUUCUAAUAUAAAAACAUCAACCUUUUGUAAAGAAGAAAACACAUAUAUAUCUUAUAUUAAUAAUAAAUCAAACAUUAUUUUUAACAAUAAUAUAAAUGGUAACAAAAAUAUUCUAAAUAAUGUAAACACAUAUAAAAAUAAACAGGGUGAUAAAAUUUCACAUAUUAAAAAAAAUGAAAUACAAAAAAACAAAAAAAUUAAUGAUACAUCUUUUCAAUGUAUAGAUAAUAAUAUUAACAAUAUUUCUAUAGAAGAAGGAAAUCAUAUUAUUAGAUCAAAUAAAAACAAUAUUAUAUUUGAUAAAGAAAUAAAUAACGGGAUACAUAAUAAAAAGGAUAAUUGUUAUUAUAAAGAUGAUACAUCUAUUUAUUACAAAAUGAUUGGGAAUCAAUAUAAUUGUGCAGAUAAUAUAUCUAUAAAUAUUAAUAAAAGCAAAGAAACAUUAAAUCAAACACAGGACAAAUUACUUAACACCUUGGAUCCUACUAUGAGCACAACAUAUAAAAAUAAUGACAUAAAUGUUUUAAAAAUAAAUCAUAAGGAGGUAAGGAAAGGAUUAACCUUUGAGCAGAUGAGAAGAAAAAGUUAUGAACCCAUCUUAUACAAUGAAGUAAAUAUAAAUCAACAUAUAAAUGAAAAUGUUAAUAAUAUUAAAGAUUACAAUAAUAAUAUAAACGACAAUAAUAAUAAUAUAAAUGACAUUAAUAAUAAUAUAAAUGAUAUUAAUAAUAAUAUAAAUGACACUAAUAAUAAUAUAAAUGACAUUAAUAAUAAUAUAAAUGACAUUUAUAAUAAUACAAGUGAACAUACUCAUAAUAAUAAUUACAAUGAUAAAAAAAAAACGAGCGCACAAACAUCAGGGAAUCUCAUAUAUGAAAUAAAAAAUAAAAUGAUAAAAAGAAGUACAGUAAAUCCUAAAUUAACACAAAAAAUUACUUCAAAAAAUUCGAAGGACUCUUUUUUAUUAUUUCCUAAAAAAAAUAUAACAACAAAUAAUUUUUUUCAUCAUAUAAAUAAUGAUAUAAAAUCAGCAAGUCGUAGCAACAUCUUGGUGAAAAAUAAACAAAUAGAAAAAAAAAAAAAUAACACAAAAUAUAACAUUACACAAAAUAAUCAUAAUAAUAAUAAAAAUAUUAAUCAUAUGGAUGAAAAAAAAAACAAAAAAUUAUCUCUUCUUAAAAUAAAUGAUAUCGCUAAGAAAAAUUAUAAGGAUACAUAUAAAGAGGAGGAAAAGAUAAUACAAUCGGAAAAUAAAACAAUUCAAAAUAAAGCAAUUCAAAAUAAAGCAAUUCAAAAUAAAGCAAUUCAAAAUAAAACAAUUCAAAAUAAAACAAUUCAAAAUAAAACAAUUCAAAAUAAAACAAUUCAAAAUAAAACAAUUCAAAAUAAAACAAUUCAAAAUAAUGAAAAAAAAAAAGAAAAUAAUAUUUAUAUUUACAAUUCAAAAGAUAUAUAUAUGGAUAAAAAUUGUAAUUUAAAAAAUAAUAUUCUUUUAUAUAAUAAUAAAAGAAAAACAAAUCAACAUAAAAACUCUUUACAUAUGGAAAUAAAAACAAAGGAUAAUUUUAAAAAAAGUAAUUAUAUACCAGAGGGAAAAGGAAAAAAAAAAAAUAUAUCAUCAGUAAUUAAUAAUACCUCAAAAAAUUAUUCAUAUGAACAAAAUAAUGAUAAUAAUAAUAAUAAUGAUAAUAAUAAUAAUAAUAAUAAUAAUGAUAAUAAUAAUAAUAAUGAUAAUAAUAAUAUAAUUGAACCAAAAAAAAAACUUUUAUUUUUUAAAAAAAAAAUAAACAAAAUAAAUACAAUAACAAAUAAUAUAAGUGAACAAGAAGGAAAUAUAAACAAAACAUCCUUACACAAAAAAAGUAUAAAUCCAAUUUAUAAUUUUAAAGAAAAAAAUAAUAAUAAAACAGCUCAUCACACUACUAUUCUUUCUUCAACAUAUCAUAAUAAAUUAAUAAAAACUAGUCUUAAAGGUAAACUAUCAAAUCUUAAAAAUGGAAAUCACAAAACUUUUAUGAGAAAAGUCACAACUCCAAACAUUUCAACAAAAAAAAAUAUCCUAUCAGGAGCUAAGGAAAAACCAGUUGCAUGGCCUUCUAAUUUGUGUAAUAAUAAAAAAGUGCUGAAUGAUGAAAAAAAAUUAAAUAAAAACAUGACAAAUCCAAGUUCAGUAAUUCAGAACAUAACAGAUCAAAGUAUGACAUCAUGCGAGAAUGUAAAAAACAAAAUUAAAGAUUAUAUUCUUAAAAAGGAUAAUGAUGAAGAAAAAGAGGAAAUGGUAAAAGAAGAUAGUAAUGACCAUUUUAUUUUAAACAAUAAUGAGAAUGAUUCCUUGGACAUCAAUAAUGUGUUCCUAAUAAGUUCUAAUAAAAAUAAAAAUGAUGAUGAUAAAAAUACAAAUAAUCAUAUCCUUUCACAUAAUCAUAUUCCAAUGCUUCUUAAUAAUAUACACAAUGAUAAAUAUAAAAUGGAGCACGAAGAAUUUAUUUUCCUAGAAAAUAAUAAAAACAGCAACACAAAUGAUAAUGAUGAUAAUAAUAAUGAUAAUAAUAAUAAUAAUAAUAUAUCUAGUACUAGUUAUAUUAUUCAUAAUAAUUAUUUUGACAAUAAUAAUAAAUAUCUUCAUCAUACAAAAAGUAAAGAGAGUGCAGAAAAAAAAAAUUAUUCUUUAAAUAUUAAAAAGGAUCAAGAAAAUAUACAAGGACAAAAUAAUUAUAUUCAUACAGAUAUACACAAAAAAGAAAACCAAAAUCGAAAUCAAAAUCAAAUUCAAAUUGAAAAUCAAAAUCAAAUUCAAAAUCAAAUUCAAAAUCAAAAUCAAAAUCAAAUUCAAAAUCAAAAUCAAAAUCAAAUUCAAAAUCAAAUUCAAAAUCAAAAUCAAAAUCAAAUUCAAAUUCAAAAUCAAAAUCAAAUAUCAAAAUGUGUAUCUACUAAUAUGUAUGAUCAUAUAGCAUGGGGAAAAAAAAAUGAACAAAAUGUAUUACCCAUAAGAAAUAAUUUAGGUGAAACAUCCAAUAUGAAUCUUAGAUCCAACAGUCUUAUUAAUUCACAACAAAGUACAGGAGUACAAAAAGUAGAAGAGGUACCAAAAGGACAAGAAGAAAUGAAAAAAAGAAAAAAAGAAAACCCAAAGGAUCAGGAAAUUUUAAAUGUUGAAAUAAAAAAUGAUAAUUCUAAAAAUACAAGUGAAAUAUUCAUAAAUAGGGGAAAUAAUCCAUAUUUUUUAAGAAGCAAUAAUAAAAAGAGAAAAACGACAAGUUAUUCUAUACAAAAGGAAGAGGAUCCUAAAAUUUUGAGAAAUCAUCAUACACAUGAAAAUAAUAAUAAUAAUAAUAAUAAUAAUAAUUGUGAUCAUAAAUCUCUUGAACAUAAAAUUCAUUACAAUAAUAAGUAUACAAUAAACAAAGAAUUUAACCAGGAUAAUCAUAAUAAUAAUGAUAUGUAUCCAUCCAAUAAUAAUAAAAAUAAUUCUUACAAAAAAAAAAAUGUCAAAUGUACUAAUUUGUUAUCCAACUUACAAAAUGAAAAAAAAAUAAAAUUAAAAAAUUCAAAUAUUUUAAAAAAUUUAAAUGAUAAAUAUAUAAAUAGUCUUAUGUAUCCAAAUAAUACAAUACCCAAAAAAGAAGAAAUUGAAAAUUUUGUUUCAUUGUUUUAUAAAUCUAAGGAUAAAAAUAAAAGUAAAAAAUCACAUACAUAUCAUAACAAUAAUGAUAUUAUGUCUAUUCAAGAAAAUAAGGAAAAAUAUGUUCGCAUAGUUCAAAGCUUAACAAAUCAACAUAUUUUAUUAAACGAUUAUCAAACUGGGGAUGCAAAUAUUAAAAAUAGCUACAGACACAAUAAUAAUAAUAAUAAUAAUAAUAAUAAUAAUAGUAAUAGUAAUAAUAAUAAUCAUUAUCAUGAUCAAUAUAUUCUUGCUAAUGAAAAAAAAAUCCCUUCAAAAACAAACGUUUUCGAUGAAUUCAUAUUGAACCAUAACAGUUCUCCACUCUCUUUAAACAAUGAUGAUCAUAUAAAUUUUAAUAACGACAAUCUUAAUAUAUCCUUAAACUCACUUAUUUUAGAUAACGUUGAUAAAAAUCAUCACACACUUUUUGUGAAUAACCAAGAGGAAAUGGAUCGUCUUGUUGAGAAUUAUGAAAAUAAUUCUUCUAUUAAUUAUAAGGAUGAUUGUGUCCCCCUGUCUAAUCACAUGAACAAUUAUAUAUAUAAUAAUAAUAAUAAUAAUAGUGAUGUGGGAACUAUAUCCAAUUUUAUUAAUAAUGAUACCCAUAAAUAUGAACAAAAUGAACAAUUAAAAGUAAAUAUCUUUAAUGAUCACAACGAUAUAUAUGAAGACAUAUAUAAAAAUAAAAGUGAAUAUUCCAAUGAAUGUAAUAUGAACCAACUUAUAAAUUCUUCAUUUAUAGAUAAUGAAAUAAUUAAACUUCUAACCUCAAACAUACUAUUAAAACAAAUGAUUAUAAAUCAUAGUAAUCACAAAAAUAAUAACCAAUUUAAUAAUGAUGUAGAAAAUACAUCUCUUUGUGAUGAACAUACACAUAUAAACAAUCAUAUGAAUAAUACAUAUCAUCAUGAUCAUAAAAAUUAUAAAAAUAAUUAUCAACAAACGGAAUCUAUAGAACAAGACUAUACAAAUUUUAUCUGUAAAUAUAUACUCAAUAAUAAAAUAAAUGACAUACAAAAUAAUAUUCACAUUCAUAAAGAACAUGAACACGAAGUAAAUAUACCAAUUAUGGAAAAUAUAAACAAUAUAGAAAAUCUAAAAAAUAUUUUAUAUUAUCUUGAUAACAAUAAUAAUGCAACGGAAAAAUCAAAUACCACAUCUUCUAAAUUAAAAAAAAAACAUUCUUGUAAUGGAAAUUUAUAUCAAAAUGAUUAUACAAAUUAUGAGGAUUUUACAAAGUAUAUACACCCAUUAGAUAAAAACAAUUUAAUAGAUAGUUAUAAAAGUGAUGCACAUAAUAAUGAAGAAUGCAAUAUAUAUACAAACAUUUUACAAAAUAAUAAUAAUAACAAUUCAGUGGUCACUUUAACUGAUAUUAAAAAUUUUAUACAAAAUAUAUCAGACAUGAAUAAUGAAGAAAAUAAAAAGUUUUACAAUGUUUUUGUAAAAAAAGUAAGAGAUAAAUAUUAUAAACACGUAACAAACAAAAAUGAUGAUACGGGACAUAAUUAUAACGACACUUGUGAAUGUCGUAGCACAAUUACGAAUUAUAGCUAUAUUAAUAAAAAUGAAUAUAAUAUAAACAGUAAUAUAGACAACAAUAUAAAUAAUCAUAUAGAUCAUAAUAUAAAUGAUUAUUCAAAUAAUAAUAUAGAUAGUAAUAUAGAUAAUAUAAAUAAUCUUAUAGAUAAUAAUAUAAAUAAUAAUAUAAAUAAUCAUAUAAAUAAUCAUAUAAAUAAUAAUAUAAAUAAUCAUAUAAAUAAUCAUAUUAACAUGGAUAAUGAAAAUAUUCAUCAUAAUUAUCAUCAACCUUAUAAUUGUAAUAUUUAUAGUGAUGAUUAUGAAAUAUCUAACAAUAUAAACAAUAAUAAUGAUUUCCUGGAAAAAUAUUCUAAACAUCUCAACAAUCAUAUCAGGAAUGAAGAAAAUCAAAAUUUAUUAACACUUGAUGAAAAACACAUGAACAGGUUAGGUGAAAAUGUAACAAAGGAUCAAUGUAAAAAUAAUCAUUUUAGAAACUCAUUUAAUAAUCCUUUAUAUGAUUUUUAUGAAAAUAAUAUUUACUCUUCCAAUGAUGAUCAUAAUAUUAAAUUAAUAAAACAUUUAAAUUUAAAAGAAAAUUACGAAAAAUCAAAAAUAAAUAAUAAAAAAUAUCUAGAUUCGACUGCUUUGGCUAGUCCUAAAAAACAUAUGAACAGUUCAGGUGAUCAGGAAAAAGUGGCGCACACAUAUUCUUCUGAUGAGAUGAAAGAAUAUAACUUUUUAAAAGAAUUAUAUAGAAUACAAAAUAAUGAACAAGAAAAUAUUUCGAAAAUGUCUAUAAAUGAAAAAGAAUAUAUAUCGUUAUCCGAUGAAUAUAAAACAGGAUUCUCUCAAAAUAAGAGUAAUAAAAAAAACUAUAACAAUUAUAGAAACAUUUUCAAUAAUGACUAUUCGGAUAAUAUAAAAAAAAAUAGUUCUAAAUGUAGGCAAGUGCAUCUCGCGCCAUUUUCAUCCAUAAAUAAUAGUAGUUUUGAAGUUGAUAAAAAUAGUUAUAUUAAUAGUGGUAAUGGUAAUAUUAAUUUGGAGGAAGAAAUAUGUAUGAAUGAUAACGUAGAUAUGUCUGAACAUGAUAGGCAUGAUAUGUCUGAACAUGAUAGGCAUGAUAUGUCUGAACAUGAUAGGCAUGAUAUGUCUGAACAUGAUAGGCAUGAUAUGUCUGAACAUGAUAGGCAUGAUAUGUCUGAACAUGAUAGGCAUGAUAUGUCUGAACAUGAUAGGCAUGAUAUGUCUGAACAUGAUAGGCAUGAUAUAUCUCAAAAUGAUAGGCAUGAUAUAUCUCAACAUGAUAGGCAUGAUAUAUCUCAACAUGAUAGGCAUGAUAUUUGUGAGAAUGAGAAGGAUCAUACAUAUAAUAAUCAUAGGCAUGUUAAUAACGAAAGUCGUAAACAUAAGAAAGGACAUAAAAGAGAUAGUAAAUCUCGUAAUUAUAAUUAUUACAAUAUUAUGAAAAAUUAUUAUUUUGCCUUUUUUUUAGAUCUGUACAAAAACAAUGAAGACAGUAAGAAAUCCAGCAACAGUGAGAAUAAUGAAAAUGAUGAAAAAAAUAAUAAUAAUAAUAAUGACUAUAAUUGUCAUUAUAGUGUUGAUGAUAAUAGUAGUCUUACAACAGAUGUUUUGAAAGAGUUCGAUGAGAAUAGAGAAAAUCGAGAAUAUGAAGAAUAUGAAAAAAAAAGCGAUGAAGAAAUGGUAGAUAAAGAAAUGGUAGAUAAAGAGAUGGUAGAUAAAGAAAUGGUAGAUAAAGAAAUGGUAUAUAAAGAAAUGAUUAAUAACGAAAUAAUAGAUAAAGAAACGGUAGAUAAAGAAAUGGUAGAUAAAGAAAUGGUAUAUAAAGAAAUGAUAGAUAACGAAAUGAUAGAUAACGAAAUGAUAGAUAAAGAAAUGGUAGAUAACGAAAUGGUAGAUAACGAAAUGAUAGAUAAAGAAAUGGUAGAUAAAGAAAUGGUAGAUAAAGAAAUGGUAGAUAAAGAAAUGAUUAAUAACGAAAUAAUAGAUAACGAAAUGAUAGAUAAAAAAAUGGUAGAUAACGAAAUAAUAGAUAACGAAAUAAUAGAUAACGAAAUGAUAGAUAAAGAAACAAUUAAUCUUAUAAAUAACGAUAUAGUUAACAAAGUAGACAUAUCUAAAUUUGUACAGGUACAUGUUCCCACAACAACAAUAAAAAAAAACGAAAGAAACGUUUCUCCUCAAGAUGAUUCUUUCAUAGCAGAUAAUUUUACAAAUGAAAAAGAUAACAAAGAAAUGAAUAAUAUAGAAGAAACAUAUGAUAGAAUAAAAAACUUGAUAUGUCAAAAUGAUACUACUGUUAUAAAAAAAAAUAUAUCUAAUAAUCAUAAUUCAAUUGAAUAUUGCGAACAUGAAAAAAAUGAAUUAGAUCUACAAGAAAACAUGAAAAAUAGUAACAAGAAAAUAUCAUCAAAUGAUCCUGAAGAAGGGCAAUUAAAAUGUAAUAUUUUAAGUAUGUGCGAAAAAAAUAAUUUGGUAGUACCAUCAAAUAUUAUGGUUAGAAAAGAAUUUGAAGAAAAUAUAAAUAAAAGAGAUAAUUUUGUAUGUGAUAAUAAUGAAUACGAUUUAAAUGAAAAACAAAUAAAUGACGAUAAUAUAAUAAAAAAUGAUAAUACUAAUUUAAAUUCCUUAAAAGAAAUAUCUUUAAAUAUUCAAUCAAAAGUAACAAUACAUGAACCGGUAAAUAUGGAUCACCCUAUAGAUAAUAAUGAAAAAGAAAAAAAUAGAGAAGAUGAUAUGAAUUGUACAUAUAAUGAUAUUACAAAAAUACAAUAUGAUAAAUGUUCACAUAAAGAAUUAAAUGAAAUUGGAAUUAUUAAUAAUGAUAUAGAAAAAAGACAAUCAGAAAUAUUAUAUGAAACAAACAAAUAUGAUAUAUUGUUAAAUCAAGAAACUAUUAUGAAUAAAAAUAAAUUAAAUACAGAUAUAAAUGAACAUAUUGAGAUACAUAUUAAUAAUGAGAAUAGUUAUAAUUCAAAUAAUAGAAAUGCUAUUGUUCAAGCAGAAAAAUUAAAUAGUGAUAUACCAUAUAUAACCAAUAUUUAUAAAGAAAUGCAUAGAUCGCCUGUCAUGCCGUUACGAAUCGAAGCUUUCCAUUCGUUAGAAGAUCAAAGAUUAAUAUACGGGAAACCAGAUUGGCAAAAAUUUCUAUGUCCGUUAUGUGAUAAAAAAUAUUAUCCUCCAAAUAGUUAUAUAAAAAAUUAUACACAUUAUUUAAAUGAACAUUGGAUGAAUAGAAAAAUUCUUGGAGGAUAUAUUAUUUUCCCUUGUAAAUUAAUACACGAAAAAGAAGAUAUGGAACAAAGCAAAACAAAUAUGAAUUAUAUUAAUAAAGGAAUUAAAAAGAAGAAAAAAAAAACAAAAAAAAUUUUAAUCGAUCCACAUUAUCAUUGUCCAUUGUGUGUAAAUAUUUAUUUUUAUCAUUAUAAUAUGUUGACAGAGCAUUGUUCAAAUUUUCAUAAAAAUUCUGGUGCUGACCCUUCAAGGACACUUCCCUCAAAUUUAGUACACACUCCUUUUAUAAAUAGCAAUGACUACGUUUGUUCAUUAACAAAAAUGGAAAGCGAAAAAGAAAAAGAUAAAGAUGAAGAUAAAAACGUACGAAAAGUAUUAAUAGACGAAAAAUAUGAAUCCCUAAGUAUUAAUGAAUCACACACAGAAAAAGACGAAAUUAAAGAUGACAAUAAUAAUAAUAAUAAUAAUAAUAAGCAUUAUGGUUAUUAUAAUAUUGAUGAUCAUAAAAAUAUUAAUAAGCAGGAACUAACCACACAAGAGGGAAAUCCCUCCAAUUUCAAUCUCUUAAAUAAUAUAAUUCAAAAAAAAAAAAGAAACACAAGAAAUAGUAAAGUUAUUUUUUGUGAAGAAAUACAAGUACGUGAGUAUGACAUUGAAUUGUCAAAAAUUGAAAAAUUCGGAGCAAGUAUUGGCCCAGUUUUUACGGAUGAAGAAAAUAAAAAUGAAGUAAAUAAAAAUGAACACAAUAAAAAUGAAGAGAAUAAAAAUGAAGAGAAUAAAAAUGAAGAGAAUAAAAAUGAAGAGAAUAAAAAUGAAGAAAAUAAAAAGGAAGAAAAUAAAAAUGAAGAAAAUAAAAAUGAAGAAAAUAAAAAUGAAGAAAAUAAAUAUGAAGAGAAUAAAAAUGAAGAAAAUAAAUAUGAAGAGAAUAAAAAUGAAGAGAAUAAAAACAAAGAAAAUCAAAAUGAAGAGAAUAAAAACAAAGAAAAUCAAAAUGAAGAGAAUAAAAAUGAAGAGAAUAAAAACGAAAAGAAUAAAAAUGAAGAGAAUAAAAACAAAGAAAAUCAAAAUGAAGAGAAUCAAAAUGAAGAGAAUAAAAACGAAACAAAAAAAAGCCAAAUAAAUAGAAAUGAAGAAAAAAUGAAUGUUAAUAAAGAGGUAAACCAAAAUUAUACAAAUUCUAUAAAUAACAAUGAUCAGAAUAACGUGACAAUUCAUAAUAUUCAUCUAUCUCAUAUUUUAAAAGAUGCUAUUUCAAAUUGUGAUGAUAAAACAGAUCAAAAGGAUGUACAUGAACAAAAUAGCCAAAAUGAGGAAAAAAUUCUGACUUGUUCAGAAUUUUUUAAAAAUAAAGAAAGUGUAAUAAAAGAAGAAGAGGAACAUGCAAAAGUAAAAUCAUCAAAUGAAGAUGAUAAUAAAAUAGAGAAAUAUAAAAAAAAUAAUGGCGAACAAACAUAUGAAAUAGAGACAUAUAAUAAUGACGAUACUUUAAAGGAUGAUAUGGAAAAUAAAACAUUGGUAAGCAUAAAAAAAAACAAUCAAUCUUUGAAACAAAUAACAGUUAAUUGUAAUGAAACGAUAACCAAUGAAAAGAAAAAGGAAAAUAUUUUGAUUAGGAAGCAGAAAAAUAGUGAUGAUAAUACAAGUGUAAAAAAUGUACAUAUAGUAAAUAAUAAAAAGGAUACGAUGGCAAAAAAAAAUGCAUUGUUGUCAUCAAAUAAAACAACUAAAGAAGUUAAAAAUUAUAAUGUACAUGUUGAAGAAAAUAACAAAGAUAUAAUAAAAAAUAAUAAUAUAAAAAAUGAACAAUUAAAUGGUAUCUAUAAAGGAUCAAUGAAAGGUGAUGAAAUGGCAGGGUCUAUAAAGGACCAUGGAAGAACAAAUACAUUAAAGAAAAAAGAUAUAAAAAGAGUUACACAAAGAAAAAUAUCAAAGGAUAUCACAAUAAAUGUAACAAAUCGUAUAUCAAAUGAUAAAUCAAAUGAUAUAUCAACAGAAUUGUCAACGGAUAUGUCAACGGAUAUGUCAACAGAUAUUUCAAAUGGUUUGAUAGAAGACACGACAAAUGCUCUCUCUUCCCUUUUGAGCCUUAACCUGCUUUCACAGGGAGGUGAUAAAAACAUUCCAUUUACAGAUAUAAAUUAUCAGGAACAUUUACAAAUUAAAAAGCAACCAAUAACAGAGAUAUUGUUAGAAAAUAGACUGGAGAAUAGUAAAGAACAUGAUUUUACCCCUCCAAGUAGUAAACGAGGUACUUGUAUAAAUAAACAAAUUAAUAAUAUAAAUAAAAAUAUAGUGUCCAAAUAUAAAAGGAAAAUAAAAUUGUAUUCAUCAAAGAAUGAAAAACAAAAUGAAACAAAUAAAUCUAACAAUAUGAUCGAUAUAGAAAAUGCAUAUAUUCCACCUGACAAGAUUAAUUUAAAUGUGAAAAGUGAAAAAGAAUAUGAUACCUUAAAAAAAAUAAUACGUCCCAAAAAAAAAGAAAAAAUUGUUCCUAUAAGGAUAAAUUGUCGACAAAGUGUUCGAAUUAAAAAUAAACAGAAAGGACAUAAUUAA